GUAGUACAAUAUUUGCUUUAUUUAUUAAUUGUGAACUAGUCUGUGAAUUUCUCCAUAUUCUGGAAUCAUGCACUGAUAAAGGCCAACUGACAUCAACACUUGUGAACAUCUCUCUGGCAUCACAAGUGGCUUGCACAUUUAAAGUAGGUUUCCCUUUUCGGCUGAUAUACUCAUCUCCAUGGCGAUUUGGUUUCAGGAUUCCUAUAUAUGUACAAUCAAUUACACCAAUUGCGGUCGUAAAUUUAUCCGCUUGGCCUGCAUCAGUUCAUGGUUGGUAGUUGGAAACUUGAUCCAUUCGUUCGACUGUGCAACUAUGCUGUUCACAACUCUAUUCACAGUCCGAGAUACCGUUGCUUGACUAACUCCAAGUUCCUGACCAAUACCUUGUUGAUAUACAGAGUCACCCAGAUAGCAUGUUAUCUACUGAUUGACGCUCCUCUUGAACCGUUUUGCCCAUUCAGACACGCAAAAUUUUCAAGGGUUUUUCAGUCACUCAUUUUCACGACGCCACUCAAAAAGCUUCCUUCAAAAACACCCACAAAAUUCAAACCACACCUUUUGUCUCAGUUCGGUCAUUGUACGAGCAGGAUGUUGUCGUAG
This is a messenger RNA of Acanthoscelides obtectus, 600 nucleotides long. The record is from the annotation of a GenBank genome assembly. NCBI's taxonomy places the organism in Eukaryota, Metazoa, Arthropoda, Insecta, Coleoptera, Chrysomelidae.